GGGACAAUUCUAUGUGCGGAAGUGCGAUUGGAAACAGGCAAAAGAAGGGAGGCUACGACGGUUCCUGAUGCAACUAUAAAACGGUCAGUUUGUACUAUGCAGUGUUUCCCACAUGUGGUCCGACUUAUAAAUAACUUAAAUUCACAAGUUGUUCCAUAUUACGUAGGCUAAAGGAACGUUUAAAGGCUGCUUUCAAGUGCAUCACAAUGCAGAGAAUUGCGACAGACUUUGUAAAAGAAAGUUUAAGUCGCUCACAUUCGUCAGAGGAAAUAGAACGAGGGCCUACAGAGUCUCAUUCUGUGAGACCCCGGGUGGCUAUCAUGUCAGGUGGGGUACCCGGCGGGAGUAAGCCAACGGGACAGCCGUUCAACCGGAACGGCCCCAAACCGUGGUCCGUCGUAGUGCUGUCAGUACUGUGCUCCGCCGCAGCUGUGGUCGCUGUUGGCUGUGUCUGCGCCCUCAUCUACCCGAUACUUAAAGAGCUGCGGGCAGAGAGAGUGAGAGGAGAGGAUGGGACUGAAGAGAGGAUGAUGGGUUUCUGGAGUAUCCUAGUGCUGUCAGUGUUACUAGGAUGUAUCUCCUGUGUUUUCUCAUGGACCCUCACCUACCUUAACUCAUACCAGCCUGGCAUUGGGUUGGGAACACCACUGACACUGGCCGACUUCAGAGAUGGACCUGGCCAUGAUUUCUACAUGGGUUAUGGUGUUGCUGUCCUUAACGGCAUCAUGGCCAUGCUCACUGUCAUCUGGAACCUCACCUGACAUAGUACAUUAUUUACGCAUACUUUAACCAAUAAGUCUUUUAAUACCUUUUUGUCAGGUUUGUCUGAAGAUGCUACGUAUCAAGUUGCGUGCAGAUCGGUUGCACGGUCUAGGAGAGAUUUUAAAAGUAGGUUUACAAUAUAUAAGAUUUUUUUUGUUUUUUAUGUGGAAUAUACAAACCGGGAGUUAUAGGGCCAAACGCGUUAUUUCUGCUAUAGAAAGGCGGUUCCCAAAUCCAGCCGCGCUGGGAACCAUAUUGUAAUCGCAAAGAUCCUUCUUAUUAACCAUCAUGUUGUCCUUGGGUCAAAUUUACCUGUUUUCUUAUAUCAAUGUUCUUUUUAAUUACCCCAAAUAACAUGAUUGAUUCCACACAACGCUUUUUGGCAAGUACAAAUCUCUACUUUCUACUUUAAAAAACAACAACACUGAAGUGGUUUUGAAAUAGUAUUGAGUAAAAGUUGACAUAUUCCAGUCUGUGAUUAUCCAUCAACAUCUCAAAGCCUAAAUAAUUCCUAAUUUCUGCUUUUCUAACUCAAACAUUAGGUAUCAUUUUCUAUAAAUGAGGUUUGUUGAGCAUAAAUUCCUAAAAUAACUGUAAAACUUGAAGUUAAGUGUUGAAAAUGUCCAAAAAGUGACAAACAUGAAAAAAAGUGUCGGUGUUAAAAAAAAAGGACAAAAAUGUAAAAACUUUUUUUUUUUUAAAUCAAUAUAAAUCCCAAAAAUUGAAUUCCAUAAUCUAUGAUUUAACAUUCAAAAUGUGUUUUCUCAAACUGUCUACCAGCAACUUCAAAGCCUAAAUGACGAGCUAGGGGACACACACACACACACACACACACACACACACACCACACACACACACACACACACACACACACACACACACACACACACACACACACACACACACACACACACACACACACACACACACACACACACACACCACACACACACACACACACACCA
Molecule: messenger RNA, 1727 nt
Organism: Etheostoma spectabile (orangethroat darter)
Lineage: Eukaryota; Metazoa; Chordata; Actinopteri; Perciformes; Percidae
Gene: arl6ip6
Product: ADP-ribosylation factor-like 6 interacting protein 6
Exons: 4
Coding region: 207-761 (184 amino acids)
Source: RefSeq, a predicted model, not a curated record